This is a messenger RNA of Mercenaria mercenaria, 5487 nucleotides long. RefSeq names its product dymeclin-like. Lineage: Eukaryota; Metazoa; Mollusca; Bivalvia; Venerida; Veneridae. The coding region runs from base 835 to 2745 and encodes 636 amino acids. The transcript is spliced from 15 exons. Gene Ontology annotation, biological process: Golgi organization. Gene Ontology annotation, cellular component: Golgi apparatus. The record is from RefSeq and is a predicted model, not a curated record.
GUUUGAGCGUCUGCAAAAACGAUGUAAGUAUUUAGUCUAUUUAUGCAUGUAAACGUUAUGUAUUUACAUUUUUCAUUGUCUAUUCAAGGGAAAUAAUAUUUCCACAACUUUACAUCACAAUUAUAAUGCAGCGCUAUUUGAUUGUAUCCAGCGCUUCAAUCGAUAUACUGUAAAAAAAAAAUAAAAAAAAAAUGGCACGCUAGAUUACAACAAUACAUAUUUUGACCGCUUAAGGGUAGAGCCCACCAACUGUUUUCCCAUAGACUUACAUUAUAACAUUAUGGCGUGUACGGCCUUCCAUACAUCGAAACAUGUAUAUCUAACUACAUAUUUUUCAAGAACUAUCUUAGUUCUACCAAAAUAUCGGACGAAAAACAUAUGAAUAGUGAUACUUUAUUUAAGUAAUUUUCGUGUGAAUGAGAUGACCCCCUGUUUACAUCGUUGGCAUGGCGGGAGAAAUUCGUUUGAUAAAACUUUUUUUCAAUACACAUAAAAUGUAGCAAAUUUUGUCAAAAUGUAUAAUAAAAUACUGUAAAUGCAGUGAAAAAAUAUCAAUUUUGAAAAAAUAAUCACUUCCUGGGUUUGUUUACAUGGCUGACCAAUCAGAACGCACAGACGUUACCUUAUUCCCAGGGUAAAAGGAAUAGUUUUGCUAGUACAAAAAUGCAGCAUUUGAGCCUUAGGAACGUCAAACUUGGUAUGGAGUUGGCCCUGACUUAGUACAUGAACAUAGGUCAAAAGGGACCCUUACAAGAAAAUGUUUAUCCUGGUGAUAUUUAAUGUGUAUGCCGAUGUGAUCUAUGUCGAAACUUGAUCUUAUCAUUAAGAGCAAUCAUGGUACUCAGCUCUGAUGGCAAGUUGUCAGAAGAAUCAACUGCUUUGACAUGUAAAAAGCUGGCCGGCAACAAUUGUAAGACAGGGAACUUUAGUGCUCUGAUCAGGACAUUUCUCAUUAGAUGUACAGAACUUAAAGCUUCUACAGAAACCAAGGAUAAUAUUUUCACUUGGCAGACAUACAAUGCACUGUUUAUCAUUAGAAGUGUAUGUAAAUAUCUGGUAGAGCAUCUCAGUGAGGAUCUACUUAUACAGCAGUUUGAUGCUCUACCUCCGAAAAAAGAUGGAUUUGCAGACACAGAGCUGACAUGUUCAGUGGGGGAAGAGCUGAUGAACGCCUUGGUAGAACUUAUAGUCGAUGUCCCAGUAUUGACGUUCACGUACGCAAUGCACCUGGAAGCAUUGAACACACUUCUGACCUUACUGUCAGUACAGAUGUACCAACCACAGCCGGCCAGUAAAUUCACUCUGUACAAGUACAUGAUGGAGGGAAAUUGUUCAAUUCAUGCAUGUUUAAUGGUGAAAGCUUUGUUGAGGAAUUAUAUGAACCAGGAGAAAUGUCCAGUGGAAUUGUACAAAAAUACAGCAGAUGGUGUUGGGGCAUUGGCCAGCAUGACAGCAUCUUUGGCUUCCAGUUUAUGGUCAGUGGUAACCCUUGGUAUGGGAUCAUCAUCAAAUGAGAAAAAACCAGAAGAAGAAUUUCACGAGACUUUAUUAGCCAAUCAGAGCCUGCUAUUUCUGCUGGUGUUAGCCAAUCACUGUACGAGUGACAGAGCUUUGAAUAAUCCAUACAGACAGGCUUUGUUUCAGUUUACAAACUCACAAGACCAGUCUUCAGGGCCUACGCCAGUAGCACAGCUGACAUUUAAAAUGGAUUUCACAGAACUUUAUAAAACAUUGUGUACCACAUUGAGAGACGAUCAGACAACAUUGUUACUAUAUCUACUUAUACACAGAAACCCAAACAUGAAGGCUUUUAUACUGUCACGGACAAAUAUUGAUCUGCUGGUGAUGCCAUUACUGAAGAUACUAUACCAUGCCCAGGACAAGAAUUCCCACCAUAUAUACAUGGCUCUGAUUAUACUGCUGGUGUUAUCUGAGGAUGAUGUGUUCAAUAAGGCCAUACAUGAAGUGGCACUAAAGAAUGUACCAUGGUUCAAGGAGAGAUCUAUGUCAGAGAUUUCACUGGGUGGACUACUUAUCUUAGUUGUGAUCAGAACUAUACAGUAUAAUAUCACUAGGAUGAGGGACAAGUAUUUACACACCAACUGUCUGGCAGCAUUAGCAAAUAUGUCUUCACAGUUCACAAAUCUACAUCAAUAUGUGUCGCAGAGAUUAGUCAGCCUGUUUGCUCAGCUGUGUAAAAAGCAUACCAAGUUGGUUGAUCAGAUACGGCAGGCAGCCAUGAAAAGUCAUCAGACAGCAGAGAAUGAGGUUCAAGACUCGGACGGAGAAACCCAGGAAGAUUAUAUGCAGGACUUGGCAGUAUUAGAAGAAGUGAUUCGAAUGGUCCUGGAAAUCAUAAACUCUUGUUUGUCGGCAAAUCUGCACCACAAUCCUAAUCUAGUGUACACGUUACUCUACCAAAAAGACUCAUUUGCCAUGUUUCGGACACAUCCGACAUUUCAGGACAUUAUUUCAAACAUUGACACUGUGUUAGCGUAUUUCUCUGGAAAACUUGAACAAAUGGGUGGGAAUCCAAUGCCAACGGAAGUAUUGGAGGUUAUAAAACAAGGUUCAUUGCAGUUCAGAAGAGAUAGAUUAAAGAAAUUUCCAGAUCUGAAGUUCAAGUAUGUAGAGGAAGAGUCGCCUGAAGAAUUCUUCAUUCCAUACAUCUGGUCCCUGGUUUAUCAUUCGUCCAAUCUCUACUUCAACGCAUCAAAAAUCAUUUUAUUCUCAUUGAGUAGUUGAUACUUAUGUUGUGUAUUGCUAUAGUGAAGUGUUCUCAUGAAUGAAAUUCUUCCUUUUUAUACUUUUCAAGUGUACAUAUGAAUGGGCUAAACAGAAAAAUGUUGCAUGUUACCCUAGAAGUUCAGUAUGAAUAGACAUUCAGCUGUUUUGCCCAAGGUGUAUGCAGCUUGUGAAGAGAGGAAAUUGCAGGAUGAAUAUGGUCAAGAGUGAGUGAGCGAGCUUGUGGAAGGUCGUUGACCCCACCCAGGUACACUCCUAUGCCUAGAGGGGCACCAGGGCCAAUUAUAAAGAUAUCUUAGUUUUCACUCCCACUACACAUGCCAUUAAGGGCUGGAUAGGUGAGGGAAAUAAAGAAUAUUUAAAUUUAUGAGCUGGGGUAUUCCUCUACCAUUAAAGCUGGAAAUUUGCCAUAUGACUUGAACUGUUCAUGAUGCUUAAAACCAAACAAUGAAAUAGUGAAAGAAUUUGGUGAGUCUUUUUCACUACACAUUGUACUGAAAUAUUUCGUGAUAUCUUACACAUAUAAAAUCUAUUUUGGGGUUAAAAUCGGUUUGAAUUUCUGAUACCAAGUUUCAUCUACUUCCAGAAGUUUUAAAGAUGUUGGUUUCUCAGUCAUUUUUGUCAGUUUUGUCCCGGCAAACAUUCACAAUUGUUAAUGAUAGAAGCAUGGUAUGAGCAUCCGGUUUCUUUCAAAGUUGCUUGCAUUGAUUGCCAAAAAUGAUUUCUUUAACAGUAACUACCAUAAUAUCUUUUCCAUCAGGCAACCGUGGCAGUAACUGACCAGUUGCCAAUGCAGACACCCCUCUUCUUGUUUGUUGAAGGUUUUUCAAGCAGAAGGAUUAGAUUAUACAAUCGUUUGCAAUUGUUUAUGUACAAAUAUAAUCCUGUUAUUUGUAUACUGAUUUCUUGGUAACUGGUAUCGGAAUUUUGGUCAUCCUUGUCCACGUAUCAAGAACUUCCUAUUACUGUAAAAUGGUUAAAUUUCAUGGGCAAGAAAUUUCUUGGUUUCUGCUAAAAUGGCUCUUUUAUGGCAAUAUAAAUUUGAGGAUUAUGACCUUGAAUAUAAAAUGUAGGGAAAUCUUUUUGGGAAUAAAUUUUGUAUGUUGAAUCAACCGUGAAAUCCACAAAAAUUAGUCCCCCAUUAAAAUUGAUUUCACAGUAACCUAGUAACAUAAUAAAUGUUGUAUUUGAUUGGAAACAUUUAAGUGAAGAAUGAAUAAUCAUCAUGUUGAUUAUAACAUAUCAAUAUUAAACUGAAUAGAACAAAAGAAAUUACUGUGGACUUCAACAAAGUCAAGACUUCUCGGUUAUACUGUAUGUUCUCUAAUUAGCACUCCCCACAUAUUUUAAAAAAAUGUUUUUUUUUGUUUUCUUUUUAAAACUUAAUAUAGGUCAUAAGUGAAUACCAGCACUAUGAUAAUGCUAUAAUUGUUACAGUUCCUUCAGUAUAGUUGAAUUUGUUGUUGUAAGUAAAGAAAAUGAUUUAAAAAAAAUUAAAAUCUUAAAAAAUGCCCCUUUUUUUUGCAAUGUUAGUGGGCGUUAAUAAGGAAAUAUACGGUAUGUUUCAGAACUGUGAUGUUUUGUUAAAAAAAAUGAUUUUUUUUAAAAUGGUUUUAUGUGUUUAUGUUUCGUAUAAUAUGAGAGAUUUUGUUAAACAAAAUUUACCAAGAUUUUAUAAAUACUUUUUUAUGUUAUGCAAUAUGUGUAGAUAAUGGCAUUGUACAUAGUGGUUCCUUAUUUUAUAUGAUUUUAUGAGUUAUAAUUUCCAUUGUUUAUUUGUAAAUGUUGUCAGAAUUUAUAAAUUUUAUGCAUAUGUGUUGUUGAAAAUAAUUUUGCUUACAAAAGCGACUUGUUCACAGUUCCAUUUUUGUAUGUUUUCGUUACAGCCUGAACAAGUAUUUUAGCUCACCAGAACUGCAAUUCAUAAAUGGAGUUUUAUUAGAAGUUUGACACUUGUUUUGUUUUGUUUUAUUCAAGUUAUUUGAUGUGAAACCAUUAUAACUGUCAUGCCCUCUAAGGUCUAAAAAAAUUGUUUGUUUCCAGUAUCCCGGCCUACCCUAAAAAUUUGCCGCACGCUUAAUGUUUUUAUGGCGGAAUUUUUUUUUUGAUAUUUCCGCUUUUUUUAUGCCCCAAACGGAGGCAUAUUAGUUUUCAACUGUCCGUUCGUUCGUUCGUUAGCCACAACUUUAACUUUUUGCAUGAAGGCACUUUACUCGUGAACCACUUCACCCAGGACCUUCAAACUUCACAUGCUGAUAGUACUUAUUGAGUACACGACCCCUACUGACUUUGGGGUCACCAGGUCAAAGGUCAAGGUCACCAGGUCAAAGGUCAAGGCGCUGCGGGGGCAUUUGUCUCCAUUAGUAACAGCUCUUGUUUUAAAUACUUUUUGCUUUGUGUUGCUCUUUCUUCAUUGUAAAAAAAAAUAUAAAAAAAAAUCCUAUCAGUACCUAUUUUUUGGGGGAGGGCAUGUUACUGGAAACAAAUAAUUUUUUUAGGCCUAAUGCAUAUCUAAGACAUGUAAUGUGAGAUAGACACACUUGUUACUUUACAUUAAAAAAAAAAUAAAAUUCAUAAAUAAGGGGAAAAUAGUAGAUUUAGCUGGUCAUGUGAAUGUUAGAUUUUAGUGUAGAAUCAAAUUAUUUCAUUUUGGGACAAACAUAAUGUUAUUUGAAGCAAAAUUAUCAUUAUUUAUUGACUUUGUGUAAUGAAUCUAUUUAUGAAUAAAGAAAUGUUAACAUA